CACAGACUGACAGAUCAUCUGUUUUCAGUUUUGUCUUUCGUUGGGAAUAUGUUUUGAAAAUAAGAAAACAAAGAAAAAUGUCUCCCAUACUUAUAACGCGACUUAUUUUAACAAUACUGUUUAGCAGUGGCAGUUAUGCAGUAAAUGAUAUGACUGAAAGCUCUUUUGGAAAGAACAAUGAAGGUGUUAUUGCUGCAUUUGGAGACUUUAAUUCAGAUGAGCUAACUGAUGCAUUCGUAAUAAAAAACUACUCAAGUGUGGAAGUUUAUCUUGCCUAUGACAAAGAACCUUUCAUGAGGCCGUCAGCAUAUGCUUGCAAUUUCACAAACUUUGUAAUAACAAGUGUUGUGCCUGGUGAUUUCGAUGGAGAUGCAUACAUGGACAUAUUGCUCACUACGCAGGAAGUCAAUGAUACCACCAACUUUCACACUGUCAGAAUUUUAUGGGGUGGUGAAUCCACGUUGAAUUGCUCAGAUGCUUUGUUUAUCAAAGCUUUGUCAUUAGGACAACCAUUAGUAAUGGAUUAUAAUAGAGACAUGAUUCUUGACCUUUUUGGUAUGAAUUCGAAAAACGAAAGAGUGUUUUGGGUAUUUGACCAAUCGAGAACAACUCCUGUAGAAAAGCAGAUGGGUGAUGAUCUAUCCAAGAUGAUAAAACUGCCACACUCACAUUCGUUUUUAGAUGUAAAUGAAGAUGAUGCAGCUGAUCUUCUAGUUACAACAACCUCUAAUGUUGAAGUAUGGCUGAAUGACGAAUUCGAGGGAUUUAGAUAUAACAAUAGUAUUGAAUUACUUGUAGGUCAUCCAACUAUAUAUGGCCAGGCUCUGUUUCUUGAUGUUGCUCUCUCUGGUCAAUUCUUUUUAGUUAUACCUGUGUGUUAUGACCUGCAGUGUUUCAACAGCACUAUACUGAUAUAUGAUAACCAGAAAUGGCAUGAUCUGCAAGUCGAUUUCAAUGAUGGCAAAGGUACACUAUGGCGAUUUGUGCCACCAAGGGAUGAAGUUUAUUUAGAUACAAUUACAAUGAGAAGUGGAGAUUAUAAUAUGGAUGGAUACCCAGACAUCUUGAUGACUCUGAGUCCUGUUAAUACUAAUGAAACCAGAGUAUUUCUUUUGCACAACAGACCAUGUAACUUGCCUGGAUGCAAAUUUUACAGAACUUUUGAAGUUCAAUGGGAUAAGUUUGAUUCAUUUGGUAAUGAUGUUAUAAUGGCCACCUUUUAUGAUUUCUACAUGGAUGGUGUUCUUGAUAUAAUUUAUGUCAAGAAGAAUGUAACUACUCAAAAAUAUACAAUGAAUUCUUUCAAGAACGAGUUGGAGUAUGAUACGAACUUUAUCAAAGUUAUUGUUGUUACUGGUUUGACUAAUGAGAAGAUGCCAAUCAAUAAUAGGACUUUAUAUAAUAGAAAAGUUACCUUUGGGACCAAUCUGCCAGGGCCUAAAAUAGGCUACAACACCUGGUCUCAGGAAGGUACCUACAGGACAGGUGUCUGUGCUCAACUGCCCCAGUCUGCAUACUUUGCUCUACAAUUACCUUACUCCAUAUUUGGUUUAGACCGGACACCAAAUUUUGUUGAUACUUUGAAUGUGGGUCUUUCCGGUUAUUCUAAAAGUUGGACUCAAAUAAUCCCGAAUUCUCAGAUAGUGGUAAUUCCCGCGCCGCCAAAUGACCCUUCUCAGUGGAAGGCACAACUGUUUGUUACUCCCAGCAAAGUCAUUCUUAAGAGUGUGUUUGUACUGACUGCUAUCAUAAUUAUAAUCACUGGAUGUGUUUUAUACUUGCACUGGAAGGAACGAAAUGACAGACAAGAUAUAAUAGAAAUUGAUGAAAAGACUUAUGUUAAAAUUUAGCAAGAGUUCUUAAAUAUUAUAGUAAUAUGUACUUUUAAUAAUUUUAUUAGUAUUAAGUAAUUAUGUGAUCUGUUAUGAAUGUUGUUUUUUAAAUAUUUUUUUCUAUUAUAUACUACAGUUUAAGUAUUACUCCAAAUAAAAUCAGAAAUUAUAAUUAUGCUAUUAAUCAAACUACUGUGAUAUAAGUGUUAUCUGACUGUUGAGUGUAACAUAUUACAAGUAGGUAAAAAAUAAAAUAAAUGUAUGUUAUCAUUAGUUUAUUUUUCGAACAAAUUAAAUCUAAAGUGCGUCUCUAUUCUUCAUGUUAUUUCUUGUGAAAAAUAUUAAAAAGUCUAAAGUUUCGAUUAAAGAGGGGGAAAAUUGGCUGCAACCCAAUAAUAAUAAAUAAUACAGUGUUUUACAAUAAUUUGAGAAGAUAAUAAUAUAAUCGUAUGUAUAAUAAGACCGAGAACGUUACUACUCUAAUAGACAUGGCACACAUAUAUAUGGUGCUUUAAAAAGAACGAUAGAGAUAAUUAUAUCAAGUACCAAGACCGGUGGUCUUUCUUGUGAUCAAUGUCAUUGUGCGCGCGCAUUAAGCAACUCCCAAGUACUGGGGUCCAAGAAAUCGUGAGUCUCCUUUGAAAGGGCCAGAAUAAUAGCAUCAACACCAAACUCUGUCACAAAACAUCUCAAGUUUUACUCCUUUGCCAUAUAAUACUUAAUACGCGCGUAUUUUUUUAAUGCUUAGACUUCUUGUGUUUCUUGUCUUUCUUUUUUUCCAUUUUCUCCAAUUUCCUGAAAAAAAUAAUCAACGGUUACUCACUUACUCACGGUUACGACUUUUAAAGCACAUAUUAAAGAAAUAAGUAUACAGUUAAA
This is a messenger RNA of Helicoverpa zea (corn earworm), 2711 nucleotides long. RefSeq names its product T-cell immunomodulatory protein. The transcript is spliced from 2 exons. The record is from RefSeq and is a predicted model, not a curated record. The coding region runs from base 78 to 1850 and encodes 590 amino acids. NCBI's taxonomy places the organism in Eukaryota, Metazoa, Arthropoda, Insecta, Lepidoptera, Noctuidae. Gene Ontology annotation, cellular component: plasma membrane.